Molecule: messenger RNA, 1037 nt
Organism: Ruditapes philippinarum (Manila clam)
Lineage: Eukaryota; Metazoa; Mollusca; Bivalvia; Venerida; Veneridae
Exons: 4
Coding region: 218-793 (191 amino acids)
Source: RefSeq, a predicted model, not a curated record
CAUUAUACUUGCCAAAACAAAACUGUAUUUUUACAUACAAAAUGAAAUCUACCCUAUAUAAUUUAAAUGAACAACUUUAAUUUGAUAGGUUUAUCCUUAAACUAAUAGGGAAGUUCGUUUUGUUUUGAUAUUCCAAACUGCGUAACGUUCAAAUAACAGGACAUUUCUUACUAUAUGAAAUGAUAAAAAGUAUAGAGCUAUUAAAACGGGUUUAAAAAUGGAUAUUUACAGUCAAACCAGGGAACGUAUUAAGGAAACUUUGGUUUCUCCAAACUCCCGGCAUGCCUCAGUAAGCGACUCCUACACCGUAUCAAUGUUAAGUGUUCGAGACCCUAUUCCCGACGACGAGUCAGAUCUUCUAAGUGAGAUAGAAGACGCAGACGACAGCGAAUUUCUGGCGGAAGCCUCGUUUGCAGGGGACGCUGAUGAACAUAUUAAAGACCCGUGUGCAAUUUGUUUCACCAAUCGUAAUUAUUCAAAGAAAGCUACUCAUUUUUGUAAUGAUUGUGGACUUUUGGGACAUUUUCUGUGCGAACAGUGUUUAGGCUUUCACAAGAAGUUUACCAACCAUAAGUCUGUUAAAUCAUUCGCCGCAGCAAAAUACAAGAGAGGUGGAAGUGUGACAGACAUACAAACAGAACUAGAGAAUGAAAAACAAAAUGUAAAAUUUGCCAAGAGAGAAGUUACCGAAAGAAAUUUGCGCAUAAAGGAACUUGCAGUAGAUUUACAAUCAGCCAAUGUUCAGUUAAAGGUGUUGAGUUUCAAGUUGCAGUUGUCAGAAGACAUGAGGUAAAGCUGGAGAUGAAUAUCUAUCUGCACAUACUGGCAAAAAAAGUGACACAACCUAAUGUUAAAUGGCAAAAACUUCCUGUUGAUCUCAUUAGAAACAUUUCAUCGUUUUCUAUGAAAACAUUGUGUAAUCGUCAUUGAUGUAUCAUAAACUUUUUUAACUCACGAUUGGAAAUCAUUUUUAUACAAGGAUGAUUGUUUUUUUUGACACCAAUUUCAAGCGAUCAUAUCUUUAAUAUAAAAUAUUG